AUGGAAGAAUUAUUAGCUGAUAUAUUUAAUACAAAUGACGUUGAAAGAAAAAUGCUAUCUGAUGAAGACAAGACUGAACCUAAAGAUUGUAACGAAGGGGAAGAUGCCAGUUUGUAUAAAUUAUUAGAUGAAGUCAGCGGAGGUAGGAAAUUAAUGAGUUUUCUUUUCCAACAUCAUGAUGUAACACAGGAUUCUUUCUCAACACGAUCGUGGUAUAGAAGAGAUAAUCCUAUUAUUAAUAAAUGUUAUGAUAUUGGAGAGGAAUGGUUGGAAGAAGAAAAAUACGCAAGUAAUUUCCAAAGUGGUAAUAAUAUAUCAAUGGCUCUUCCCAUUGAUACACCAGUAUUAUUUGCAUGGAGUAAUAAGGGGACGACUACGAGUAAUAAACUACUAAAAACAAAACAAGCGAAAGGAAAAGAAGAAGCAGAGGAUGAAGAAGAUGUAUCACGACAGCCUCAGAAAGAGAGGAAGGAGGAAAGUACAAACCAAAAAUUAUUUAAAUUAGCAAGUAUUGGUCUUAAGGAAAUAGUCCGAGAGCGGGAUUUGUCCUCUUCUGAAAUGUAUAAUACCAUUCAGGGGAAACGACAAGAUUCUAAUAAUAUCUUAAUCAUGACUAAUUCAUCUACCAAUGUCUACUCUGUUGGAAGUCAGGAUACUGACAAAAAUACAUCUGUAUUCGGGGAAUCCACAUUUAAGAUUGACCCUUUGCAAAAAUUUGUUCCAAGAGGAAUUUCACAUACAAAGAAUGCUGAUAAGGAUGGAAUCGACCACAAGAGGACGAAGCAUAAAUCCAAGGGGAAAAGUAGUUUUUGGUUUUGGAGUAGCCAUAGUAAGAAGAAGAAUGAAAGUAAGGGUAGUCGGCAUACGAAAGAUAAAAAAGAAAAAUCCCCAGAGAAGGCUAAAAAUGGGAGUGUUCCAGUUUUUGCUCUUGCAGAAAAUGACGAUUCAGAAAAUGUUAUUUUCAAUAGCGAGGGUCAGUCAUUCAAUGAACCAAAUAGUGACGUUAAACCACAUAUUAUGAGACAGGAACCUCGCAUCAGCGAUAACGUGAGUGAAUUAGAGAACUCAAAAGAAGAAAAUGCUGUGGAUGAUGGAUAUGACGGUGAAGGCAAGAAAGAUGACGCUAGUGAAAGCGGAAGCGAAGAUGAUUUUGGUGACUUUGAACAAGGAACUGUGGCAUCGAAUGUAAAUAAUGUACAAGAAAGUCUAGAGUCACCCUCACUGCCUAAUAGUGAGACGAUUUCAUUUGGUUCCACGAAGUAUAACUCUCCUUCCGAGACACCGACCCUGACAGAGACAGCUAGUCCUCCAUCGAAGCCAACGAAACCCAUAUUCCCCAUUUCACAUAAUCUAGACACUCGAAUCAACAGUAUAUCUGAUUUUACGCCCUUGCAACCCAAGAAAAGAUAA
Molecule: messenger RNA, 1410 nt
Organism: Naumovozyma dairenensis CBS 421
Lineage: Eukaryota; Fungi; Ascomycota; Saccharomycetes; Saccharomycetales; Saccharomycetaceae
Gene: LFT1
Product: Lft1p
Exons: 1
Coding region: 1-1410 (469 amino acids)
Source: RefSeq, a predicted model, not a curated record